Molecule: messenger RNA, 2289 nt
Organism: Dunckerocampus dactyliophorus (ringed pipefish)
Lineage: Eukaryota; Metazoa; Chordata; Actinopteri; Syngnathiformes; Syngnathidae
Gene: pdss2
Product: prenyl (decaprenyl) diphosphate synthase, subunit 2
Exons: 8
Coding region: 218-1369 (383 amino acids)
Biological process (GO): ubiquinone biosynthetic process; isoprenoid biosynthetic process
Cellular component (GO): mitochondrion; transferase complex
Molecular function (GO): prenyltransferase activity
Source: RefSeq, a predicted model, not a curated record
CGUUAGUAAAGAUGGCUGCGCCCUGUGACAGGUCGUGAGUUGUAAAGCGGCUAGUCAGGAGACAGUAAGUUGUGUCUGUCACAUAUUAACCCAUGAAAAACCAUUUAACAGCAUGUCGCCAUGAAAGGACUAAGUCGUAAGAUGGCGGUAAAAACUUGCACGCCAGUGUAGACGGUUGUGAAGAAAUGUUGGUAUAGUUGGAGCUAGAGGAAUUAAAAUGAUUGCACCUACAUGGACGCGACUGCCCUGUCUUGUCCGGUCCAUGCCAGUACAGAGGACGUUGAGCCUCUUCUCCAGCUCAGGGCCAUCAAACUGGAGUAAAGUGGUGUCUGACGCCGAGAAGAUUGUGGGUUAUCCGACGUCUUUCAUGAGUCUCCGCUGUCUGCUCAGCGAUGAACUCAGUAACGUAGCCAUGCAUGUCAGGAAGCUCGUCGGGACUCAGCACCCUCUACUCAACACAGCAAGAGGUUUUGUCUAUGACAGCAGGAACAACCUUCAGAUGAGAGGACUGGUCGUCCUGCUUCUUUCAAAAGCUGCCGGACCGAGCCACGCAGCUUCAGAUCUCUUAGCCCAGGACAUGGUCAGUGGCAUCUAUCCCAGCCAGCGAAAUUUGGCAGAAAUCACAGAGUUGAUCCACACAGCGUUCCUGGUGCAUCGUGGGAUUGUCAAUUUGAAGGAACUGACUGUUUGUGAUGGCCCAUUGAAGGACAUGGAGUUUGGGAAUAAGAUGGCUGUCCUGAGCGGCGACUUCCUACUUGCAAAUGCUUGUACUGGACUAGCUCAGUUGAACAACACUAAGGUUGUCGAACUGAUCUCCAGUGCCAUCGGUGAUUUAGUUCAAGGAAUCUACUCUGAGAAUUCCAACAACAAUGAGGAGAAUAAUCUCAGCGCAGGUGUGGACACAGCAACGUGGGAGGAGCAGACAUUCCUGUCUCAUGGGGCACUGUUGGCCAAGAGCUGCCAAGCUGCCAUGGAGCUGGCGCAACAUGACAAAAAGUCCCAAAGAUUGGCCUACAAGUAUGGCAAACACCUGUCUCUUGGUCACAAGCUCAACUCUGACCUGCAGCCAUUUGUGAAGAGCAACAUGGGAGAGCAGGUGGCCUUCAGCUUUAGCGCCGCCCCUGUAGUGUUUCACCGUCACAUUGUUGGCCAGGAGCGAUGGCAGCAGCAACUGCAUCAGGCAAAAACAAGAAACCAACUUGAUUAUUCAAAACUCGUGGCAACGGUGAAAUCGGAGAAAGGCGUGAGCUCGGCGGUCAACUUAUGCUGUUACCAUGGCAACAAGGCUCUGGAGGCCAUCCAGGCUUUCCCCUCCUCAGAGGCUCGAUCCGCCUUGGAAAACAUCGCCUCAGCCGUCACCAAAUUCUGACCUGAAUUCACUGAAAUGCACACAUGACUGGUGCUACUCCAGGGCAAGUACAUGAGCCACAGAGGACAUGACACGACUUAAAAAUAACAGAAUUAAAAAACAAAAUGUAAUUUUAAAAAGAAUUUAAUCAAGCCAGGUGCUCUCUGAUGGACUGGAUAAAUGUCAUGUGCUGCAAGAGCAUUUUUUUUAUUUAUUCCCAAAAUAAAAAAUAGCUUGUUUCAGCGUCAUGCUGUGAGUUACUGCCUGUUUUGGCCUGCAUUUUAAAUGUGUUUAUUAGGGUAGAACUUGGAAACGGGAAUACCCUAGAACAGUGGUUCUCAACUGGAGGGUCGGGACCCAAACUAAAAGGACAUCAAACUAUCUACAUGAAACUACAUCAAACUAAAAGGUCCAGGAGUUGCAAGAGUGCUUGUUGAAGAUAUCAGCAAACUGGAUGCAUAUUAAAGAUCAUAUUACUACAUACAUUACUACUACUAUAUUACUACUAUUACAAUAAGCAUAAUGGAGGAAACACCCUACAAGACAGACCAAUGCAAAGAGAAGGACUACAUUCCAUAGCAAUAACCUCGACAUAAUUCAUAAAACGAACUCUUGCCACACCAGUUGAGAACCACUGCCCUAGAACCUCCAAAGUUGAACACCUUUUUUUUUUAGCAAUCUUACAGGUUGUACAAUUGCACCGCCGCUCGCCCCAAAGUCAGCCAAGAUGGGCUCCACCUCAUCCAUGACCCUGAACAGUGUGAGCGUUGACUUUGACGCUGAAUAAAUUUGAAAGUUCCUGUGUAGUUUAUAAAAGAGAACUCAAAUUAUAUGAAAAGUCUUGCAAUUUAUUUAUUCUCAGGGCAUUGAAUCGAUCGCAAAUGGACUGUUCGGGUUGUCUUAGAAGACGUUUCACCUCAUCUGAGCAGGCUUCAUCAUGC